UUUCGACCGUUUCCGCCGCCCUGAGUUUCGAAGUUGAAGCCAUGGCUGCGCCGUACGCCCGCGUCCUGAGCGCGACCGAGAAGGCCAAGGUCGACGCGCUCGCGACGCGCCUCAUCGACCUCGACGACACGUAUCACUUUUGGAUCCGCGACGGCAACGAUGCGCGAAGCGCCCGUCUGCGAGAUGGCUUUGCGAUGCGUUGGCACUCGGCCCUACCGAUUGCAGAAAUCCGCGACCAAAUCCAAGAGCGGUAUGCGAUGGCGGGCCACUACGACGAUGCUGUGGACCCGCCGCUCCGACUCCUCCUCGGCGGCAAGGUUCUGGAAGACGGACGCAAGCUCGCCGAGUACCUUCCGCUCAAGACGCCGUACAACAUGCAACACCUUCGCUGGGCCAAGCCGUACGCAGGGGUCAUUUGGGUGGCGCCGCUCGAGGUCGAGGCGCAAUUUGAAAAGAAGUGGGGCCACUACGUCGCACCCAACGCGUGAUGCUCUACUUGUACGAACUCAUCCGGUAGGCACGUUAGUGAUAUUGCAGCCUCCCAGAGGAUUAAUUCGGC
Messenger RNA from Saprolegnia parasitica CBS 223.65, 559 nucleotides. RefSeq lists its product as hypothetical. The transcript is spliced from 4 exons. The record is from RefSeq and is a predicted model, not a curated record. NCBI's taxonomy places the organism in Eukaryota, Oomycota, Saprolegniomycetes, Saprolegniales, Saprolegniaceae. The coding region runs from base 42 to 488 and encodes 148 amino acids.